AUGAAUUGUUCCGAUCGACACGCUUCAAGUUCACAUUUGCGGGUUCCGGAGCCGGAAAAUGCAGUAAUGGGUGUUGUUCUGCCCCCAUGGGAUGAGAUUGUUUCUGCACAUUUGAGGUGUUUGUGGGCUCUCUGUAAGAAAGACUUCGAGGAGGCAUGCGCUUGUCAAAUAUUUGCUGAGGUAAAGGAGGAGAACUGGAUGCUUCCAGUUGUAUUGACUUCUGCUGUCGACCUUCGAACAUUUGCAACUGCCCUCGAUACAUCAACAACGGGCAAGGUAGAACCGAAGUCCACCUACGGUGGACAUAUGGAACGUGUGGCCCAACUUAUCAUGAAAUUGUUUCAAAUUUGUGCUGCAGAUAGCCGGACGGCCAUCGAAGACUCUAAGAAGAGGGGCAUGAUGGGUCUUGCAAAUCAACUUUUCAAGAUCUAUUUUCAGAUAAAUAAGCUGAAUCUCUGCAAAUCAAUAAUCAGGGCAAUUGAAAACAUGAACAUGGAUUCACAUUUCAGCCUCGCUCAGCGGGUUACUUUCAACUAUUAUGUCGGAAGGAAAGCCAUGUUUGAUGGAGAAUUUCAAUUAGCCAACACGGCCCUGACUUUCGCCUUUGAACGAUGCCUGUCUUCCAGCAAACGAAACAAACGAAUGGUGCUUAUUUAUCUCAUCCCCGUCCGAAUGCUUUUGGUAGGUUAUCUUCUUGUGCUUUCUGAAUUCAGUUUAUAUGUGAUAUAG
Messenger RNA from Dibothriocephalus latus, 729 nucleotides. The record is from the annotation of a GenBank genome assembly. Lineage: Eukaryota; Metazoa; Platyhelminthes; Cestoda; Diphyllobothriidea; Diphyllobothriidae.